AUGGCUUUGAAAAAAGACUUGCGACUAUUGUUGAAGCCGUAUUAUUUGAUAAACAUUUUACUCAGCCUCUCGUACGUCGUCUGCAAGCGUGUUCCGAUCGUGUGCAAUUACGUAUUCGCACAAUCCGAGUGCGAACUCGAUGGGAGGGAAACGGAGAUUCUAUUUUUUCUUAUAAUAGUCAUAAUGAUGAGGACGAAAAAGACCGGUAGCGUUACCAUGAUAAGUUACCUGUCGUCCAGCUUCGUAUAUACCAAAGUUGCCAAUUUAAUUCUUUGGUUUUACGCGGACGUCCGUAUGGGAAUAAUGUUCGCCAUCGUAUUGAUCUUGUGCGGUUUACUGUUCCCCGAACCGACUUAUCAAGGGCCAGAGAAAGUGACUUAUCUGAGAGGUACGAACGGUCUGCAAGAGGAGCUGCAACGCGAUACGAGAGUCGUUUGGUUGGUCGCGUUUUACACAGCCUGGAACCCAGCUUGUGUCAACUUCGCGCCGAUAUUCUCGGAGCUUUCGGCAGAAUACGCUUUAGACAAUCUAAAAUUUGGUAAGGUAGACAUAGGAAGGUAUCCGGACGCCGGAGCAAAGUAUCACGUUAGCGAUGCUAGUACGAGCAAACAGCUCCCGACUCUGAUCUUGUUCAGAGACGGGAAAGAGGUCGAAAGACGUCCGCACGAGGCUCGCAAGGGCAAACUGGUCAAAUUUCUCUUCUCCUUGGAUAACAUAAAAGCAGCCUUCGAUCUCAAUAACGUUUACAAGGACUGUAAGAAGAACCCGAUCAAAAGGAAAGAAAGGAAAGAGAAGAAAGCGGUGAAGGCGGACUGAUACCCCGGUCAUCGUUUCUAGAUCACGUUUGUUAAUCGAUCGUUAACGAUGUCAUAGCAUUGCCGAACGUUCUGAUCGAAGACACAACUUCUGAAUAAUGGGCGUAAUCGCGGGUGUCUCGCGCGCAAAUUUAGAACACAGGUUUGUAAAUAAUCUCGUUUAUACUUUCCGUCGUACGCAUUUCGGGCACUGCCGUAUACCCUUAACAAACAAUCUACUCGGUAUCGAUACAUACGGAAAGAGGUGAUCUAUUCACGAAAGAAACAGAGGAGAUGACAAAGUACCAGGUGCGUAAAACACACACAGUUGAUAGGAAACCGACACUGAUGGCUUUUAGUUGAAUCGCGCAUACAUCGAAUGCGAUACUGCAGUCUUAAUUAAAUAAACGAUUAUCAAAAUAAUUAA
Molecule: messenger RNA, 1221 nt
Organism: Ceratina calcarata
Lineage: Eukaryota; Metazoa; Arthropoda; Insecta; Hymenoptera; Apidae
Product: thioredoxin-related transmembrane protein 2 homolog
Exons: 5
Coding region: 1-816 (271 amino acids)
Cellular component (GO): membrane-bounded organelle
Molecular function (GO): disulfide oxidoreductase activity
Source: RefSeq, a predicted model, not a curated record